GAGGAUGAGGAUGGCAUGAAUGAUAUGAAUGAGGAAGUGAUGUCGCUAAUAUGGAGCGAGGAUUUGAGAGUGCAGGAAGUACGCAGACUCCUUCAGAGUGCCCGUCCUGUACGUGUCAAUGUGGUGCAGAUGCCAGAAGCUAGUGACCACGAAUACAUAGAAGAGAAAGAAAACCGGCUGUUACAGCUGUGCCAGCGAACCAUGGCACUACCUGUUGGACGAGGAAUGUUCACUUUGUUCUCGUAUCAUCCUGUUCCAACAGAGCAGUUGCCCAUCCCAAAGCUGAAUCUAACUGGCCGUGCUCCUCCUAGGAACACCACUGUUGAUCUGAACAGCGGGAACAUCGAUGUGCCUCCUAACAUGGCUUGCUGGGCCAGUUUUCACAACGGGGUAGCUGCUGGCCUGAAGAUAGCGCCUGCUUCACAGAUAGACUCUGCUUGGAUUGUCUAUAACAAGCCCAAAAUUGCUGAAUUAGCAAAUGAAUAUGCAGGCUUCCUCAUGGCUCUGGGUCUCAACGGGCAUCUCACGAAACUCGCCACGCUCAACAUACAUGACUACCUAACAAAGGGCCAUGAGAUGACAAGUAUUGGACUGCUGCUCGGCGUUUCUGCUGCCAAGUUGGGCACAAUGGAUAUGGCCAUUACGCGCCUCCUGAGCAUCCACAUACCUGCCCUCCUGCCACCAACUUCAACAGAGCUGGAUGUCCCCCACAACGUGCAGGUGGCUGCCGUGAUAGGAAUAGGCCUUGUCUAUCAGGGCACCGCUCACAGGCACACAGCUGAGGUUCUGCUAGCUGAAAUCGGCCGUCCCCCUGGACCAGAAAUGGAGUACUGCACAGACAGAGAGUCCUAUUCCCUUGCAUCUGGGCUAGCCUUAGGCAUGGUUUGCCUAGGGCACGGCAGUAAUUUGAUAGGCAUGUCAGACCUCAACGUUCCUGAGCAGCUUUACCAGUACAUGGUUGGGGGUCACAGGCGGUUCCAAGCAGGAAUGCACAGAGAGAAGCACAAGUCUCCCAGUUAUCAAAUCAAGGAGGGAGACACCAUAAAUGUGGAUGUUACUUGUCCGGGCGCCACACUUGCACUUGCUAUGAUCUACCUAAAGACUAAUAACAGAUCUAUUGCUGACUGGCUUCAAGCACCGGAUACCAUGUAUUUGCUGGACUUUGUAAAACCAGAGUUCCUUUUAUUGAGGACCUUGGCACGAUGCCUGAUUUUGUGGGAUGACAUCUUGCCCAAUUCCAAGUGGGUUAAUAGCAACGUGCCUCAAAUCAUAAGAGAGAACAGUAUAUCUCUUCAUGCAACAGAGCUGCCUUCGUCUGAAGACCUGAGUUUAGAAACACUAGCGCAAGCUCAUGUCUACAUCAUUGCUGGAGCGUGUUUGUCACUGGGAUUUCGAUUUGCUGGUUCAGAAAAUCUGGCAGCAUUUAAGUGCUUGUACAAAUAUGCAACAGAUUUCCUGAAGUGUUUGUCAGCACCGACAGCUUCAAUAACAGGUCACUAUAAUCUCGAAACAUGCUUGAGCGUCUUGCUGCUGUCUCUCGCGAUGGUGAUGGCUGGCUCUGGAAACCUGAAAGUCCUUCAGCUUUGUCGUUUCAUGCACAAGAAGACGGGCGGAGAGAUGAACUAUGGGUUCCACCUGGCUCACCACAUGGCUUUGGGGCUUCUCUUCCUGGGGGGAGGAAGAUACUCACUGAGCACUUCCAAUUCUUCAAUUGCUGCUCUCCUUUGUGCUCUGUACCCUCACUUCCCUGUUCACAGCACGGACAAUCGGUACCACCUUCAGGCUCUGCGUCACUUGUACGUGCUGGCGGCAGAACCAAGGCUCUUAACGCCCGUCGAUGUGGAUUCAAACACUCCUUGUUACGCGCUGAUAGAGGUUACGUACAAGGGCACGCAAUGGUAUGCAGAAGCCACCGAGGAACUGAUGGCACCUACGCUUCUUCCAGAGCUUCACUUACUGAAGCAGAUCAGAGUGAAGGGACCACGGUACUGGGAAUUAUUAAUAGAUUUAAGCAAGGGAACGAAUCAUCUAAAAUCAAUUCUUUCCAAGGGUGGCGUCUUGUACGUGAAGCUGAGAGCUGGGCAGCUCUCCUACAAGGAGGACCCGAUGGGCUGGCGCAGUCUCUUAGCACAGACUGUUACUCACCAGAACUCUGAAGCUCGGGCAUUCAAGCCAGAAGCAAUUUCAGCUUUUACUUCUGAUCCUGCUCUGUUUUCAUUCGCUGAUUAUUUUUGCAAACCAACGGUGAACAUGGGCCAGAAACAGGAAAUCCUGGAUCUUUUCUCCUCAAUUCUUUAUGAGUGUGUUACCCAAGAAAAUCCAGAGAUGCUGCCCACAUACAUAGCAAUAGAUCAGGCUGUGAGGAGAUUAGAAAGAAGAGAGAUGUCCGAGACAUUUGAGCUGUGGCAGAUAAAGCUGGUGUUAGAAUUUUUCAGUUCCAGAAGUCACCAGGAGAGGAUGAGCAGGAAUCCAAACAGAGGACUCUUCAUGAACUCUGAAUUUCUGCCUGUGAUGAAGUGCACUAUUGAUAACACUUUGGAUCAGUGGCUUCAAGCUGGAGGAGAUGUCUCGCUGCAUUCCUACCUAAGCGGGCAGCCCACGGAGGAAUCGCAACUGAGCAUGCUGGCUUGCUUCCUUAUUUACCACUCUGUCCCGACGCCGGGGCAGCUGGCAGCUGGAGGCUUGGAAGGAAGCACCAACUUCUCUGAGCUGCUUUUGAAGUUCAAGCAGUUGAAUAUGCCGGUUCGUGCGUUGCUAAGGCUGGCUCCUCUGUUGCUUAGAAAUCCACAGUCCAUGGUGCUGUAG
Molecule: messenger RNA, 2805 nt
Organism: Pelecanus crispus (Dalmatian pelican)
Lineage: Eukaryota; Metazoa; Chordata; Aves; Pelecaniformes; Pelecanidae
Source: RefSeq, a predicted model, not a curated record